Molecule: messenger RNA, 6914 nt
Organism: Cheilinus undulatus (humphead wrasse)
Lineage: Eukaryota; Metazoa; Chordata; Actinopteri; Labriformes; Labridae
Gene: kcnab1a
Product: potassium voltage-gated channel subfamily A regulatory beta subunit 1a
Exons: 14
Coding region: 476-1747 (423 amino acids)
Biological process (GO): potassium ion transport; transmembrane transport; negative regulation of delayed rectifier potassium channel activity
Cellular component (GO): membrane; cytoplasm; voltage-gated potassium channel complex
Molecular function (GO): transmembrane transporter binding; voltage-gated potassium channel activity; potassium channel regulator activity
Source: RefSeq, a predicted model, not a curated record
GUGACAGCAUGAGAGUGAGCGAGUAGUGUGAAAGGGAGAGAGAGAGUGGGGAAUAUCUGUGUGGAUGUCUCUCUCUCUGUCUGCAUGUGUGCACGGAUACAGAUAACAUAUGUGGCAGAGCGCACAUGGAGGAGAACAUGUGAAGACAAAGCCAGAUUUUUUUAUGAGGAUGUUCAGCCUGCAGACAGAGCGGACUCUUUAAUGCUGUGUUUCUCUUUAAAUCAUGUUGGAUUUUUCCGUGUUUUUUUCUUUUCUUUUCUCUUUUCUGAUCAAAGAAGUCUGACACAUGUGCUGCUUCAUCUAGAAGGAAAAGUUCCCUUUUCUUUGGGCUUUAAUUUCACUCACUCAGAAAGUCCUCUGCUCCAUGUAGCUGCAGGUGUGUGGGCGAGAGGCCUACCUGGAUUACUCUGAGCGUACAUGUUUGUGGGACGGACUCACAGAAGACGGGAGAGACUGAAAGUAAGGAGGAGAGAAGAUGUACCUCUAUAAAGCUACAUGCCCUGAGAUCCCCAACCCAAAGCAGAAGGGGCCCAGAGGUCAGGGAGGAGGUCAAGGUGGGGUCCAGGGCCAAGGCCCGCUCCAGGGGCGGCUUGUGAGGCAGGCGUCUGCAGGUAUGGGCCCCCGACCCCUCGCUCCUGUCAUGUUGUGGACGGGAAACAAGCCUAACAGUGUGGUGGAGCUCAAACAGCUGGAGGAGUUCCUCAACUUCCACUCGCUGUCGCUGCACGACACGAUCAAGAGCAGGACGGGCAUGGUGUACAGGAACCUUGGGAAGUCAGGACUCAGAGUAUCAUGCCUAGGACUCGGUACGUGGGUGACAUUUGGAGGACAGAUAACAGACGAGGUUGCAGAGCAGCUAAUGACCAUCGCCUAUGAGAGUGGAGUCAACCUGUUCGACACAGCUGAGGUCUACGCAGGCGGCAGGGCGGAAGUCAUUCUUGGAAACAUCAUCAAGAAGAAAUGCUGGAGGCGAUCCAGCUUGGUCAUAACAACUAAACUCUACUGGGGAGGAAAAGCAGAGACAGAAAGAGGACUGUCAAGGAAGCAUAUAAUUGAAGGUCUGAAAGGAUCUCUACAAAGGAUGCAGAUGGAGUAUGUAGAUGUAGUUUUUGCAAAUCGCCCCGACAGCAAUACUCCAAUGGAGGAAAUCGUCCGGGCCAUGACCUACGUGAUCAACCAGGGCAUGGCGAUGUACUGGGGGACGUCCCGUUGGACAGCCAUGGAGAUCAUGGAGGCGUAUUCAGUGGCCAGGCAGUUUAACCUCAUCCCUCCAGUGUGUGAGCAGGCGGAGUAUCAUCUCUUCCAGAGAGAGAAAGUCGAAGUUCAACUGCCCGAGCUUUACCACAAGAUAGGAGUUGGUGCGAUGACGUGGUCACCGCUGGCGUGUGGAAUCAUCACAGGGAAAUAUGAGAAUGGCAUCCCUGAAUCUUCCAGAGCCUCCAUGAAGUCGUACCAGUGGCUAAAGGAGAAGAUAGUGAGUGAAGAUGGGAGGAAGCAACAAGCCAAGCUGAAGGAGCUUCACCACAUCGCAGAGAAGCUGGGCUGCACGCUGCCUCAGCUGGCUGUGGCGUGGUGUCUAAGAAAUGAAGGAGUGAGUUCAGUUCUGCUGGGAACGUCCAACCCGGAGCAGCUCACUGAGAACCUCGGGGCCAUACAGGUUCUUCCGAAGAUGACGUCUCAUGUGGUAUCUGAAAUCGACCACAUCCUGGGUAACAGACCUUACAGUAAGAAGGACUACCGCUCUUAGACCAGGCUGGUGGACUAGGAAGAGGUCAACCUAUCGACUUACCCAUCUACUUAACCAUACUGCUACCAUGGACUCGUGGUCCUCUGUCUAAAGUCCAUGGUUCUGUCCUUGGGCCCCACUCAGCUCCAGCCUGGAACAAAUAGCCUUGCUACGCCCAGUCUUGCAUACUGUAACCUCGUCUGUAAUCUCGAGACUUCUCCCGAUUCUUCGAUCAGCUCUACCAAGUUCAUCUCAGGUGCAGUCAAGCUCAGCCAAGAGACGCUAAACAAGCUCAGCUUUUUGCAGCCUCCAAUAAGAUUAAGUCCAUAGAAGUAGAUCAAAAGCACUGGUUCAUCCAAAUACAACUAUGCAGAGCUUAUUUCACAUGUUUCAGAUUAGAUCCAGUGCCAUGCAGUCACCAUGUAGAGCGCUAAAGCUUAGUUCAACACCGUACAGGAGCCUCGUUUAGAUUGAUCGCUAGUUUUUGAUACAGAUUUGAAGCGUACAGAAAGCCAUUCAGAUGUACAGGGGCAUCUCAAAAAAAUUAGACAACUGUGAAAACAUUUAGUAGCUUGAUUCAAAAAGUGAAACUUUAUGUAUUUACAUCAAGUGAAAUAUUUCAACCCUUUUUUUUCAGUCUUGUAGAUUAUGGCCUACAGACCAUGAAAUGAAAAAUAUAAUACCUCAAAAUAUUAGACUGAAAAAUGGCAUAUAAUACAGAAAUAUUACCCUUGUUCAUUUGUGCUCUCAAUACUAGGUUUGGAAUAUUUUCAGCAGUUUGGACACCCCUGCUCUAAAAUCUCCUGCAGACACAGUGUUGACUCUGGACUAAAUGAAACAACACAGACCAACAUCUGUAAAUGGCAACCCCAAACUAAGUCAGUUGGAUUCUGUGCCUCUCCAAUCUUCCUCCAGACUUUAGGACCUUUAUAUCCAAAUUAAUGCAACAUUUACAGUAUAUAGAGAAGAACUUGGCCACACCUGUUUGUCGAAUUCAGAUGUUUCAAUCAGACCUGUUUCCACAGGUAUGUGAAAUCAAUCUAGCCAUGCAGUCACCAUUUGCAAACAUGUGUGAUCCUAAAUGGGUCAUUCUGAAGAGCUCAGUGACUUCAAGUGUGGUUCUGUGAUGGUUUGCAAAAUUGAAUCCCUGCUGGAUAUUCCACAGUCAACUAAAAGUGAUAUUGUAGGAAAGUGGAAGCAUUUAGGAACAACAGCAACUUAGCCAUGUAGUGGAAGACCACAUAAAAUCCCAGAGCGAGGUCAAUGAUGUAAAAUUCACCGUCAUUCUGCUGAUUCCACAGCUGAAGAGUUCUGAGCUUCCACUGGCAUUAAUAUAAGCACAACAACUGGGCAGCAGGAGCUUCAUGAACGGGUUUCAAUGGCUGAGCUGCUGCAUGCAAGCCUCACAUCACCAAGUCCAAUGCCAAGCGUCGGAUGGAGUGAUGUAAAGAACACCUACACUGGACUGUGGAGCAGUAGAAACAUGUUCUGUGAAGUGACGAACCACGCUUCUGAGUUUGACAGUUCUGAGUCUGGGUCUGGCAGACAGCAUUGUGAUAAUGGUAUGUGGCUGGUUUUCAGGGUUCGGGCUAAGCCCCUUAUCUUGAUGCUUCAGCAUACCAAGACACUUCAGACAAUGCUAUGCUUACAUCUGUGUGGUACAACAGUUUGGUGCAGGCCCUCUUCCAUUCCAACACGACUGUCCAAGAGCACAAACAAGGACCAGAGAGAAAUGGUUUGAUGAGUUCACUGUAGAAGACCUUAACUGGUCUGCACAGAGCCCUGACCUCAACCCAAUCCAGCAUCUUCUGCUGUCCUGUCUCAUAAAGGCAAAAGUCCCGACGACAAAAUUUGGACCACUCAGCGAUGGACUUUGUUGUUGUUGUUGCUGAGUGGUCCACUUGUUGCAGUUAUUUUACAAAAGGAGUUCUGGCCAAGUAUUGAGUGCACAAAACCACAAACUGUCUUUUAAGUUGACAUUUCUGUAUUUGAAUAAAUUAAAAUCUUAAAAUAAUAAUAAUAAUAAUAAUAAUAAUACACAAUAUUCUAAUUUUUGAAAAAUGCCUGUAUUGAAAAGAAGAAAAAGUGCCUUGAUCAAAGGCCCCUGGAAGUAGUUGUUGAUUGGGUCAGUCAUGAAUUUAUUCAAGUUUAACAUUUAUAUUCAGUGUCUCAGAAAACCAACAGCCAAAACCCCAUCUCCAGUGUCUGAACUUUUUGUUAUAAGUCUUAUGACCAGGUCUCAAAGUUCUGAUUGGGCUUUAAAGGAAUAUUUCAUGUUUUUGGAGUUUGGUCAUAUAAGGUAGUUGGUGAUAGUAGUGGUAUUAGCUUCCAGAGAUUUCAGUGAGCAUUGUCCCUUUAAGCUGGGGGUUGGGGGAUGGGGGGAUGUGGUAGCUAGGCUUUACAGAGACGGUUACAGUUGCUCAGCAUAUGAGUUUUAGGUAAAAAUGGGCCAAAAAAUAAUGCUGGUCCGAUUGAAUGCUUUAUUAAAAUUUUCAUGGGCACUUUAUUUCCAGAGAAAGCUUCUGUGUUCAGAACUUGUUGGCAAUGCAAUCUUCAGCUGUGGUUCCUCUGCCUCAGUGUGUUGCUACCUUAGGCCCUUUGGGUCUGCAGGCUUUGAUCGAGACAUCAACUACAAACUAAUCUAAAACUUCAGCGCAGUGUUCCACACCAACAGCUGACACACUGCUGCCAUAGAAAAAAGACACCGUACUGACCUUAGUCUGUCUACUUGUCACCCAUUAGAAGAAUAAUGCCAUUUCCAUUCGGCUCUUCUAGACGAACACCCGUGUUCAGUUAGGCUGGGAACUCAGGAUAGGGAGUGAUGCAGGCUGCUACACCUACACCACCAGGUAGCUCAGGAUGUCUCCAGCUCACCAGUCUUCACUGAAGUUUCUCCCCUCACUCUUUCCUCCAGCUGUAGAAGUUGUUCCUCAGUGUACUCAAGCACAUAAGGGUCUGUGUCCACAACCGGCUUUUUUAGCACUGGCAGCACUAAUUUGCAACUCUAAACCAAUUUGCGUCAGCUGUUUUUGGAACAGCGCUGUGCUCAUCAAUGUCACUUCUCCUUCACUUGCCAAUCAAAUUCAAGCAGGGGCGGGGCUUCUGACAAUAGCAGAAGAGGAACCAGAGGGUAGCUGUCAGGUCUGCAACUGCUGCCUGUGUCGGGAUAGGGUUCCUUUACAUUGUCUUUGUGUUUUCUGUGAUAUUUCUUUGAAAUACAGAAAUAUGAUGUGCAUUGCUGUUUUAAAAGAAUUUGACAGAUUCUAACGAGGAAAGCGGGAUUACAUUUUUUUCUAAUGUAGCAACAAGGAGCGUUGGAGACAAGUGCUUGGAAUUUGAGCUAUAGACAUAGGCCAAUGAAGUAUCUCCUCAUAACCAUGGUAAUCACUCAUUUUAGUUUCGUUUCAGCUUUUUUUGUUGUCUCUGUUGAAGCCUGCCGACAGCUGAUCAGGGGAUAGCGGGGGAAAUUAAAACUCUUUUUACACUAUAUCUUUUGGAUAUAGCACACAAUUGAGCCAGUAUUGUUGACUGUACCCUGUACCCAUCCAUGCAUAGCCUCGCUUCCCUCAGCAUGCUCCUCUUAAAGGGACAACACACUGAAAUUUCUGGAGGCUAACACCUUUACCAUUGCCAAGUACCUUAUACAACCCAACUUCAAAUAUACAGAAAUAUCCCUUCAACUAUCCACAAGACAAACCGAGCCCCUGCUGAAUGAAUCAGUGACAACACCUUAGAUUUAAAGUAGGAGAUGCAUAGAAAGUUUAAGUAAGAAGCUUCAGUUCCAUGAACAUCCUGUCAGCCUGACAGAGCUUUCAUUAAAAUUGCUAUGCAGUUCAACAAAGAAGAUUUCCAAAUGAGCUCACCUUUUCUGUCUGAGGACUCUGCUCAUGCAUGACGUGACUCAGUUUUUAUCAGACGUGAGGUUCAGCAAAGACAUGUUGACCGGCUCUAUGCUGCUAUGAACAAGGCCUCAACAAGCCAGUUUCCUGUUAGCUUGAAUUAGCUUCUAACUACCUACCAAACAUACUUUAUCCCCAGAAUAAUACCGAGUAUAGGCUGCAAAUCCUGAGUGUAUUAACCAACAGAUGCAUGUGUACCCAGCUAUAGUGUGCCUCUCUUUUCUUUUCUACAAAAACAAACCAAAAGGAGCUUGAAGUAAAGAACUGGCUGCAGAGAAGCAUCCUUAGCAGAUUAGGACUCUGUAAGGGGAAAAGGUGGAGCAUGGCGCCCUCAUGUGGUGGAACUGCUGCUCUUACGUGAGAGAGAUACUCCAUGAGGACACUUUUGACUCUUUUUCUGCCUGUGAACUGAAACUGCAUGGCUCAUUGCCUUAAUGAACCCUGUGGAGAAGAACUUAAGCAUAUAAUAGAUAUAUUCAAUGACCUUGUUGCCGGGCAGACUUAUAACUGCAAAUUGCUUGUUGAUGGCACAAAGUAUUUGGGAUGUGGCAAAGACUACAGUAUUUAUUUUAGAGUAGGUAAUAAAUAUGAAGUUUAUUUUGACAUUUUGAGAUGUUUUUGUUUGAGAAAUAAUGGGAUGGUACAUGUACAUAAAAUGUUAAAGUAUACCUUGUAACAUAAAACCAUGAAGGAGCCUCUGAGGACUUCAGCGUACUGUAUGCCUAAUAUAUGACUAAGAUGUAAAUAGAGUCAUUUAAUCAUCCCAGUCUUCGUCCCUCUGUGUGACUCUGGCUCCUGGAAGAUAAAUUAUCCACAUACUUCUGAGUAAGGGUCUACUUUGUGAAUUGUUUUUGCAGUGUGAAGUCAGACCAAGAUACAUGUUUGAAUAGUGGCAUUAUUUGAAGAGCAGUCUUCUGUAAGUUGUUGUUAAUUUCACACGCUGUCAGCGAUGCAUAUUCUCCAACAAGGCGUCUCAGCUCUCAGUUAUGGCGUUACCUUUGUGUGUUGUUGUUCUUGUUCUUCUUUAUCUGGAAAACAAGCCAUCACAGAGAAAAGCAGAAAUGAAGGCCAGGCUCCGCUCCAGUCACGGUCCUGUUAGGAUUUCUGUCGGCUUGUUGCACCAACGACCUCCACAUUGGUGGUCCUCAGCUGGACAGGUAUCAGGACCACCUCUUUAUGAGAACCAGAGCCCACAUUUUUAGAAUUAAACCAGUAGCUUGGGCUGCAGAUGGCCUAGUGCAGGGGUCAUCAAGAACAUUCGCACAAGGGCCAGAUUUAGUCCCGACAGA